Molecule: messenger RNA, 1517 nt
Organism: Ruditapes philippinarum (Manila clam)
Lineage: Eukaryota; Metazoa; Mollusca; Bivalvia; Venerida; Veneridae
Exons: 3
Coding region: 118-825 (235 amino acids)
Source: RefSeq, a predicted model, not a curated record
UUAAACAUUAUAUUAAGUAACGUUUUGCUAUUGGUUUGAAAGUAUUUAUAAAGUUUGAAAGCAGUCGAAUACACCAGACGUUAUAUCGAUACCUUUAGUUCACUAGAAAUUUCAGAGAUGAUUUCUUCAUGGACUUUUUCCGUUUUCCUCGCUUUGGGCAUUAUCAAAUUUGUUCAACCACAUUCGUUGGAGAAUUCAGCUGGCAGUGGUAUGAAUAUAUUGAAGACGGAGGAUUUAGAGCAAGAUGGUUGGAGGAUGGUAUUUAGAGGGACAUCUGGCAAUGGUCAUAGUGUUUUCCAUGCUUGGAUGGAAGGAAAGAAUUCAAAUCAAGACAAACCAGUUUCUAUGAAACGUUCUCAUGGUUUACAUUAUCGGGAUGACAUCUUAGACAACUGGUCAAACCUUGGUAUCAAGCUGGUUAAAUUUGCGUUCUAUGAUACUGACAAAGAGGUGGCAUACUUGAUCUUCAACGGGAAAGAUAGCGACAUGAACAACUGGUUUGAUAAGAGCCGCGUCAUUGACUCCAGUUGGCCAGACCUGACUUCCAAAAGUACAUUUAACAAAUUCUCCAUUGCAGGACAUACCAUAACUAAUCUACAUGAUCGUCGUUUCUACAUCAACAGAAAUUAUGGUGGAUGUGCAAAUGACCGUGGUCACCUUGCAGUUAUCAAUUCAGCUGUAUCUAAGCCCGUAUGUUUGUUUGACAGCCAGCCAUCGUACCCAGCAUUUAUAUAUUCGAAAUAUAAUUCGGUCGACUUCUUUCAGAGAAGAAUGUUUGGUACUGCAGAUUUCAUGGUGGUUUCCAUAAAAACACACGUUGGCUAAAUGUAAACAUCACAGUGUCAAAAUACCUUAAUUUGUUCAACACUUAUAAGAACACAAACCAUUUGCAAUUGUUAGUUCAAGGACAUUUUUUCUGUUAUCUGUUAAACUGAUUUCUAGGUUACGUUUAUACAAAUUGAAUGUUUAUUUUCCUGAUGAUAUUGAAUUGCGUACAAAGUUUGAUUUUUAAGACAGUUAUGUAACACCAAUUUUUCAAAAUGUCUUGUAUGGAAUGACCAUCAAUAAAUCUUUAACAACAUCUUUACAAUGCAUUGUACAUGAUAUUUCCAUAUGCAGCAAAAUAUUGACCAUUGAAUGUUGUUAAGCUAUGUUUGUGAACAAAAUACAAUAUAAUAACAAAUAAAAACAUACAUGCAACGGAAACAUUUUCAUAGUUCUUAUGAUCAAUUUUCUCAAACUUCUCUGGUACAUGUACAGAAUAAGUGAACACAAUAAGAUGUUCCAAAGCACAGAAUCCCAUAUACAAUGCAAGGCGUGAAAAGCCAUGUUUUUGUUCCUUCACAGAACUUUAAAAACAAAAUUCUUUUCAAUUUAUUUUAUGAUUCCUAUCACGAUACAAACAAUUAUGCUACGGAUUUUAGGGAGGUCAAAGAUGUAUACCAUACCAAUUUAUGCAUAUCAUAUCAUAAAGCUAUAAUGUAAUAAAUUACGAUAAAUAAAAAAUACUAAACUUA